AUGCCUGCUGGGAGCUACUACACGAACCGAAGUCAUCGCCGCUCCCCCGCGGCAUUGAAACGAACGCGAGAAUGUAUUUCCUUUUUUCAUGUACAAGAACGCUGGCGCCUUAGCUUUCUUCAAGUUCUGUGUUGAUUACCGAGGUCGCUGUAGUAACUGUAACAUCCCAAACCCGACGAGGCGCCUCUGGCCCUACUUGAAGCUUCCCUACGUUGCCGGAUUGAGAUGAAAAAGAUGUGCCCAUUCACUUGAAAUAGCAAAAAAUUACUCUGCAGCGCGUAUGUACAAUCAACAGGUUGCGCCAAUCUGUACGGUAUAAUCCGGGUGGCUUGUCAGCUCUUCUACACGUUCAUAUGCCGGCGACGAGACUACGACAGCUUGAAAGACCUCGAGUUUGGGUCUGUCUUGAACAGCAACGAGAUGUCGGGCGGUGCAGGAGCUCCGCCACCGCCGUUUGGGAAGCCAACCCUUUACCAGCCCAGGAAUUUGCAGGCAGGGUUUGUUCCGCUGCACAGUUUCUCAUCAACCUCCGGUGGAACUUCGCGAGGUGCAGCGGCGCAGCAAGUCCGUCAACGCGCCGGGGCGACCGGGAUGGGCACGACUACAACAACUCCAGCGGGCGGGGUCGUUCCCUUAAGCAACUACAUGACCAGAGACCAAGCCUCGGAACUUGUUGGCGGUUCGUCCUCCCGUAGUGGGACGGCGGCCACAAGAACAUCGUCCAGUAGCGUCGCUGGCGGAGCAGGUCAACAUCAGUACUCAGCCCCGGCGACACUUUUGCAGGCAGCCAACCCGGAAAACCGACCGGUCGAUUCGAGUGUAAAUGCAAGUCAAUUGCCUCGGUCCUUCGCACGACGGCAGCAGCACGCACCCAAGCCACCUGCGCACGCACCACCGAGCUCGCUCAUACCGCAACCCGUUGGGAAAAUCAAUCCACCUAUGAUCGCAUCACCGACCGGCCCUGUAGGAGCUCCGACGGCAGCGAUGAUACCCGGUCAGGGGCGCAAAAUUAACUUUAUCCAAUGA
This is a messenger RNA of Amoebophrya sp. A120, 1026 nucleotides long. The record is from the annotation of a GenBank genome assembly. Lineage: Eukaryota; Dinophyceae; Syndiniales; Amoebophryaceae.